AAAAAAAAUAAUCUAAAAGUUCCGUUUUCUGUGGAUAGAAAUAUUUCUCAAUUGUUAAGAAUUGAUAGAAAUUUAUAAGAUAAUGACGAAAUUACUACUCUUCCUCUGUUCGCUCCUAGCCUUCCAAAUGUCGCCAUUUAUAUUUGGCCGCGAUCUAGACCUGCCUCAACAGCGAAGAUAUGGCGAUAUACCUAACGAGGUUAUUUCGCCCAAAGUGGAUCAUAAUGAUAUUCUCCCCCAACACCUAUUCUCGUCGCUGGCCGUCUCGACGUCGCUCGGAUACCACGUGGACCCUUUCGAGAUGUUCCACGAGUUCAUGAGACUUUUCAAUAAAACUUACCAAAACGAGAAGGAAAAAUUGAUCAAAUUUGCCACAUUUAUGAAGAACGCCGAGAUAAUCGCGGAACAUAAUUUGAAUCACCUCAGGGGAUUGGUCACCUACAAACUCGAUUUCAAUUUUUAUUCCGAUUGGAACAACAAAGAUUUCGUGAAAGUUCACAACGGGAUGAAGCCUGCCCUUGCGAGGCGAAAAAAUUACCUGCAAUAUUCUUCGGGGGAAUGGUUCAAACCUCACCCCGACUUCACCAUCUCGCCCCCGUCGGAUCUGAACAAAUCCGUCGAUUGGAGACUGCUAGGAGCCGUUACUCCCGUCAAAAAUCAAGGCGAAUGUGGAUCUUGUUGGGCUUUUAGCGCUACUGGCUCAUUAGAGGGCCAAUAUUACAUCAAAAAUGGUUUUAACAAGCUAGUGAGUCUCAGCGAACAAAACUUGCUCGACUGUUCCUUUAAAUUCGGCAAUGAAGGCUGUAACGGUGGCCUAAUGGAUAACGCUUUCGAGUACAUCAAGGUGAACAAAGGGCUAGACACCGAAGCUAGUUACCCCUAUAAGGCUAGGGAGAACAAAAGGUGUCUGUUUUCUCGUUCGCAUGUUGGAGCGAGUGAUUAUGGCUUCGUAGAUUUACCGACUGGCAACGAAUGGGCAUUGGCGGAAGCCGUAGCCGCUAUAGGUCCCAUCUCCAUAGGCGUAGACGCUAGUCACGUUUCUUUCCAAUUCUAUAGAUCUGGUAUAUACCAAAACAUUCACUGCUCCAACGUCACGCUAGAUCACGGCGUGCUCAUUGUUGGUUACGGUUCCGACCUUGAUGGCGAUUAUUGGCUCGUUAAAAACAGCUGGGGAAGUUCUUGGGGAGACAAAGGUUACAUCAAAAUAGCCAGAAACAAGGAUAAUAUGUGUGGAGUGGCUACACAAGCUAGUCUACCUAUAGAGAAAAAAAACGAGUUUAAUACACAUUUCAAUAAAUCAGAAUAUAUAUAUUUAAUUACACAAAGAAAUUCACUAAAAAAAAUGGCAAAAUUACUACUCCUCUUCUGUUCGAUCUUAGCUUUCCAAAUGUCGCCAUUUAUAAAUGGCCGCGAUCUUGACCUGCUCCAAUCUCGAAAACAUGACCACUUACCUAACGAGGUGGCUUCACCCAAUAUGGAUCUCAAUAAUAUUCUCCCCCAACGGCUAUUCUCGUCGCUGGCCAUCUCCACGUCUCUCGGAUAUCACGUGGACCCUUUCGACAUGUUCCACGAGUUCAUGCGACUUUACAAUAAAACUUACCAAAAUGAGCAAGAAAAAUUGAUCAAAUUUGCCAUAUUUAUGAAGAACGCCGAGUUAAUCGCGGAACAUAAUUUGAAGCAUCUCAAGGGAUUGGUCACCUACAAACUCGAUUUCAAUGUUUACGCCGAUUGGGACAACAAAGAGUUUGUGAAAGUUCACAACGGGAUGAAACCAGCCCUUGCAAGGAGACCCAAAAAUAUCCUGCAAUAUUCGUCAGGAGUAUGGUUCAAACCUCAUCCCAACUUCACCAUCUCACCGCCGUCCGAUCUCAACACAUCCGUCGAUUGGAGACUUCUUGGAGCCGUUACUCCUGUCAAAGAUCAAAGACACUGUGGAUCUUGUUGGGCUUUUAGUGCCACUGGCGCUUUGGAGGGCCAAUAUUUCAUCAAAAAUGGCUAUACCGACUUAGUGAGUCUCAGUGAACAAAACUUAGUGGAUUGUUCCUUCGCAUUUGGCAAUGAAGGCUGUAACGGUGGCCUGAUGGAUAACGCUUUCGAAUAUAUCAAGGUAAACAAAGGGCUGGACACAGAAGAGAGUUACCCCUAUAAGGCUACGGAGUCGAUAAAAUGUCUAUUUUCUCGUUCCGAUGUUGGAGCGAGUGAUUAUGGUUUCGUAGACUUACCUGAGGGCAACGAAUGGGCUUUGGCCGAAGCCGUAGCCGGUAUAGGCCCCAUCUCGAUAGGCGUAGACGCUAGCGGAUCGACUUUCCAAUUCUAUAAAUCUGGUAUAUAUGAAAGCAAUUUAUGCUCCAGCACCCAGCUAGAUCACGGUGUGCUCGUUGUUGGUUACGGUUCCGAACUCGGUGUCGAUUAUUGGAUCGUUAAAAACAGCUGGGGAAUUAAUUGGGGACAUGAAGGUUACAUUAAAAUAGCCAGAAACAAGGAAAAUAUGUGUGGAGUAGCUUCGCAAGCUAGUUUACCUAUAGAGAAAAAAAAUGAGGUAUGGAAAUGAAUACGAGAGAACGCUGAAAAUAUCUAAAAUUUUUUUGUUUUAUAAUUUUUUAUAAAUAUAAUUAUAUUUAUCGUAGUUGUAACAUUAUUUUAAGUAUAUCUUGCUUAUUAUUCUUCAAAGCAAUCUUACUUUAUAUGUAUAUUA
Messenger RNA from Gordionus sp. m RMFG-2023, 2695 nucleotides. RefSeq lists its product as uncharacterized. Bases 83 to 2551 code for a protein of 822 amino acids. The record is from RefSeq and is a predicted model, not a curated record. Gene Ontology annotation, biological process: positive regulation of peptidase activity; positive regulation of apoptotic signaling pathway; immune response. Gene Ontology annotation, molecular function: cysteine-type endopeptidase activity; cysteine-type endopeptidase activator activity involved in apoptotic process. The transcript has 14 exons. Gene Ontology annotation, cellular component: lysosome. Lineage: Eukaryota; Metazoa; Nematomorpha; Gordioida; Chordodea; Parachordodidae.